GAACAAAUGACUUGUUUCGUUACCAUAUUUUGAAUGAGUGUCGAACGUAGUGUCCUGAAGAAACGUCUAGAGCGCAGGCUUGACCGUUUAACUAGAAGCUGUCAACAUGCAACUCAGGAGCUAUCAUUUCUUCUUAGAGAUUUCACAAAGUAUAUUGAGCGGCAUAUUGAUAAUUCCCCAUCGGAUUUUUCUACUAGUGAUAGGAUGUCAAAUAUGGUCUUAGUAUCCGAAAUAAUAAUUGAAGAUCUUUUUGAUCUAUUGUCUAAGUAUCAUCAUGCAUCAGAGAACAUCCUGAAGACGUGCACGCAAGCGCACCAACCAGUAAGGUUUUUUUUUCAUUUUGAUAGAAUAAACAGUAAUUUCACAUAUAAGUAGAACUUUUUAGGUCCAGCAUGUAUAGAUGAAAGUGGUCGUCAAAUUCCCAUAGGCGAAAGUUCAAUUAAAUUCAAAUUUUACUGAAGUCCUUAAUCCCAUCAUUGAAAUAAAAUUGUGUAAUUUUAGGCGAAAUUUGAGGACAGUUGUGUUGGAAAUCUUAAGGAUAUGUAGCCGAAAUUCUAUAAUUCAUCCGGGCGUGGGAUUUUUAUCGAAAUAAUCAGCAGACCCACGCAACAUUUUCACGUAUAUUGCGAAAACGCUGUGAAUCACUGAUAGAAAAUUCUAGAGUGAUUACUACAUUUUGAUUGUCGUCCUAGAAUUUACCUACGUCUGUGAUUUUUCUUUCACAAUUAAUUGUCCUAGGUCCAGGACUUUUGUUGAAGUGACUUCCCUGCGAAAUCUCGAAAUGUUGAGUGAUUCUGGGAUUUCUACCCACAAUAGUUGCAGAAUAUGCCGUUAAUCAACUCUCAGAACUGACCGAUGAUCUGAACAGAAAUCCCGUUUUCUAAAAAUUUCCAUAUUUGUCGAAACUUAAUUUUCCCAUAGUUACUACAGUCAAAAUUAGCCUAAGCUCAUAACAUACUUGUUUAUUACCACCUACCAAACUGUUUCUCACCAAACAAACUGACAUCGCCCAGUUAAAUGUCACGAAAAUAGUCUUUCUAAUCACUCUAGAAUUUUCUGCCAGUGAUUUACAGCAUCCUCGCAAGGUAUGUGAAAAUGUUGCGUAGCUUUGCUGAUUAUUUUGGUAAAAAUCCCAAACCUGGGAUGCAUGUUUUACUACAUCAUUAUUUCAACUCUUUCUGAAGUUUGGUUACGUCAUUUUUAUUUUUCAUUAAUUCAUAACUUACUGAUUUCACCUCAAAUCAUUAUUAUCAUUAAUCGUGUUUGUGAUAGUUUAGUUGGUUCUACUUAACUAAACUAACGAUAGCCAUAUUUUGACACCAUUUUAACAAAAUUUAUCCUAAGCUCUAGUAGAUGUACAUCUUACGAAUGACUUAAAAUGCAUUUAAGAUCUCAUAAUUGGAUCCCAUAUAUUUUAUUUUGGGUAAAAAAUGCCUAGAGGCUCCCAGUCCUGUUGUAUGGUUUCGAAUUAUAAUAUGGUAAACAUUAAUCUACUGAAGGAAUCAAAAUAAACGAAUAUAAUGCGGAUCAACAAAUGAACUUCAGUGAUAAGAUUUAGCCGAUUCAUGAAUGCUCGUAAGAGUUAUUGAUGUAAACACUUGAAUAUGCUGAAAGCAUGGACACAAUAUAAGUAGGUCUUUUACCUAAUAAAAUAUAAAAUUCACUCAGUACCUGGGUAUGAGACACACUAUGUGCGAACUAAUGAUACUAGACGGUUGCCUAAAACGAAAUAAGUAGGGUGGAGUUCAAACUUGGGACUCACUGGCUGGACGUCAAACACCCUAACCACUAAGCCACCGAUUCACUCAUCUAAUAAAAUAAUAUAUUUGUGGGCGAAACGUUAACAGAAAUAGACAAUUACCCUAAUACAGCGGAGGGUGAGAUGAGUCAGCUCUCCCACUCGAAAUCAGUCAGCAACGAUGUAGAACUUCGUACGUACGUACAUCAGUUCUAGUUGCCAUACCCUCUCACAAUGCUCUCACAUGGCCAUGUGUAUACAACCACUGCCAGGGAAGUCCUACUCACUGCCUUCUCGCUGCGAGGGUGUUGUUUACGAAAUCGAGAGGAAAAAAGGCGAAUAUCCUGCACUUUAACCGGGUUGGUGGAUAUGGAGAGUCUACCUAGGGGAGUUGGAAAAUCCUGAUUCCGAACCGGUAGUGCAUAUGGGCUACAGUAUCCUGAGGGAACAAAUGGCGUAUGAACCCAUUGUUGGUCACCGGCUACCAUGGGUCUGCAUCUCUUGACGUUGCUCCACUGCCUUGUGGAUCAGACCUUCAGGUCGAAGGCUCUAGGUGUGGCCUCCCUAAGAAAAACACAUGCUCCGGUCUAGGCAUCCGAGCAGUACCACAGCCCACACACAAAUCAAGUGACUUGUGUAGUGAAUAUGUAUUCGGUGCCCCAUUUGUACCAGUAUUUAUGUUCAACUAAAUAGGAUAGGAAAUGUCAACCUCUCAGGUUACGUACUUAGCAAUAACUGUUAGGCUUAGUUCCCUCCAAUUACAUAAGUUAGUUUUUAGAUUAACGACUAGGUAGUCAAGUCGAAAGCACUUUCCUUUGUCUUCAUAGCUUAUGUGUCCUGGCACCAAGCGGUAGAUAAAACCUGGGAUGUCAGUCUUCGAUUUUUGUACGUAAGAAUUGUUAGGACGGUAGAAUUUAUCACAGCUUUAUGUCAUCAUAUUCCUUGUUGUUAGAAGUCCGAUAACCGAUCUCUGAAUUAAAAUGAUCAUAAUACGUUUCGCCUUUCUAAUGGUAGUUUGGGUAUUUCGAUUUAUGGACAAGAUUUACUAUCUUCUGAGGAUAUUUUUUUCAACGCUGCAAAUCUAGGCUACCAUCAGCCUGUUUUUAAUGUUCAUUUAAAGCGGUAUUUAACUGAAAAUUGAUUUUUCCAAGAUUGAUUCUUCAGAUAUCAGCUCACUGUGUAAUUAUGACCUCAACAAAGAUUCUGUUGGAAAGUGCUUGGAUCAACCGCUUGACGAAAAAUACUUCAUAGAACAUUUAUAUAGCCGUACGCGACUCCUUUACAUGCUAGAAACAAGCUUUGGAUUGCAGGAAGCCGGUCUUAUAUCUCAAAUUUCGUAUCUGAAAGGGAUAUGUACAACAAGGGGAGAAAUAUCACCAGAUAUCACCGAAGAAUAUUUAAGGGAGCUAGAAGUAGAAUGUACCAAAUUAGCCUCAGAAUUAGCUACUUUAAAUCAGCUGGAGGUUAUUCAAGUUCAAUCAAGAAAUAAAUUGGUUGAAAAGCAGAACCAAUUAAAACAUAUGAAUGAUAAGGCUGUUAUGAUUCUACGUAAAGAAACAGAAAAGGAUGACAAACGGGAGGCGUACCAUACACAAAAAAUAGAUCAAUAAUGACAACCAAGUAUUAUCGACUUUGAUGCUUCAUUUACACUGAUCAGCAGUCAGAUUUAAAGAAAAGUGCUAGAUAUCAAUUAGUCAACAACUUAAAGUUUCAACACAAUCUGUACCGUAGAAUUAGAUUCCUUUAACUAAUAAAUGUAACUAGCUUGGUUGAAGGGAUUCUUCGUCAAGAAAAUUCAUGGUUAAGAUUUUUGACAAAUAUAGUUGAUUUAGAACAUGAUUCUUGUAAACAAGCCUUAAAAGAAUUGAUUUCUAUUUCCCAAUCACUUCAUACUCUCAAGGAUUAUAGUGUCCAGCUUCUUGAGAAAUCAGCAAGCUUAUAUCAAUCAGACGAUCUGAUAGAAUGUGAUGAAUCAGUUAGGAAUGAUGUCUCAAAACAUUUCGAAGAUGCUGUUAUUCAUCUGCUACUAACCUCCCCAUUGCCAUCUGAGCUUUCUGAAAAGCUUAAAACAACCGAAAAUCGUUCAGAAACCAUCCUUGAUAUUCUACGUUCUCUAAAAUCUAGGUUGGUAUCAUCCCAAGAUUCCAUUAAGAUUGAAUCAGAGCAACUGGAUAAAUAUAUACAGCAAAUUCGUAAACAAUUACUUGGUUUGAAAGAAACAUUCGACCUUCCGGAUUCACUUAUUUCAUGCGAUACACCUUCUCAUCUUGAACAACUGAAUCCCGAUCGUAUUCGUUUUUCUUGGAGAGGUCUUUGUUCUACAGAACUUACAGAUUUAUUCGUUAAUACUUGUAAAGAUAUAAAUGGUUUAGUUGAACAAUUGGAUCGCCUGGAACUGGAAGCAGAUAUUACUUUUCCUCAUAUAUAGUUGUCUUAUGUAUAGAUUUACUUGUGUACGAAAUAAAACAAGCUUUUUCAUCCCAGUUUAUUUCGAUCACUUCAUGCAAAGAAACUGUAAGCAACUUUAUCAACUAACUAGAUAGGUGUUUUGGUACACGCAGAUUAUUUCGGAACGAUUGAAACUAUUUUUUUGUAAUAUGGUCAGAGUUGUCAUUGUGAACCUUUUUAUUGUGACUAAGUGGUACUAUGCUGACCUGAAAUUACUGGGUUCAAUCCCUUGAGUUGGUAGUCCAAACUUCCGGUAAGGUUCAAUAUACUCGACGAUUCUGAACAUUUCAGUUGAUUGUAGAUCAUUAUGAAAACCUUGGACGAAGGGCAAAAGAUUGAGUAGCUUUUAAGCCUACAAUGCCUCCAAAUGUCCUCCUAUGGCCAAGAGUGAGGAGGGCCACCUUUCCUCUCGAAAUGCUCUCACACGGCCACGCGUAUACAGCCUCUGCCAGGGAAGUCCUACUCACUGC
Schistosoma haematobium is the source of this 4656-nucleotide messenger RNA. RefSeq lists its product as uncharacterized. The transcript has 8 exons. The record is from RefSeq and is a predicted model, not a curated record. Bases 3022 to 3348 code for a protein of 108 amino acids. NCBI's taxonomy places the organism in Eukaryota, Metazoa, Platyhelminthes, Trematoda, Strigeidida, Schistosomatidae.